Molecule: messenger RNA, 1179 nt
Organism: Lentinula edodes (shiitake mushroom)
Lineage: Eukaryota; Fungi; Basidiomycota; Agaricomycetes; Agaricales; Omphalotaceae
Exons: 1
Coding region: 1-1179 (392 amino acids)
Source: RefSeq, a predicted model, not a curated record
AUGAGUCAACCAGAGAACGAGAAACAGUCUCAGUCUCGAUCUCGUCCUGCUUCCCGCGCUUCCAACCCCGACGUCGAGUCCAAACCAAACCAGUCCCGACCCACUUCCCAGGCGUCCAACCGAUCUCACUCGCAGGCCGAACCAACCCAGCAGGACGAACCGAGAACCCAGAACGAAGACCAGUCUCGUUCUGCUUCUCAGGACGAACCGAAGCAACAAACCAAGUCCCGUCCUGCUUCCCAGGCAUCUAACAAACCCCCUUCUCGACCCGCCUCUCAGGCAUCCCACGGCUCCAAGCCGCCUUCCAAAGCCGCCUCUCGUACCUCUUCUCCUUCCGUGUCACGAGACUCUCGUCCUCCGCGUACUCCCCGAGGUCGAAGCCGUACCCCUCGAAGCCUUUCUUCUGCUUCGGGCGGCUCGGACGAAGAAAACCGCGCUCCCACACCGACAGCUGAUAAUCCAGAGCCCGAGCUUCCUGACGUUGACGAAGAAGAUGGUGAAGGCGAUAACGCUGUCUACAACAACGCUAAAGGUAACAAGCAGACUCGGGAACCAGAGUCGUUCGACGACGACGGUAACGGUGACAAAGACGACAAAGACGGCAAAGGUGAAAAGGAGAAGAAAAAGCGUCGUCGUCGUGGAAAGAAAGGCACUAAAGGGUUCGGCGUCGAUAAAUGGCCUCAUGGGGAUAAACCAGGUCGAUUGGAGCCUCCGCAUGGUGUCAACGACUGGCCCCACGAAGACGAAGAAGGCGAGGGCGUUGGGACCUCCGGUCGGGUCCUCCAACGACCCAAGGGUGUGAGGGAUUUCAGCCCUGCAUAUGCUGCUUCUGAUGCUGGGAGCAACGUCAGCACCGCUAGUUCCGUCUCCGGACUUUCCCUCGGCGACUGGUCUCGUUCCUCUUCUUCCUUGGCCGGUGUCGAUACCUGGCCUUACGGUGAUAACCCCGGUAUCAUGGUCAAGCCUCUAGACCAUUGGGGAAAACCCAUAACGAACCCUGAUGGGACUUUGGUGCAGAAGGAAAAUUGGACGGGGCUGCCUUCGUAUGAUGAGUUGAGGGGUAUGGAUCUGGAUACACACGAUGAUCAUGUUAUUAAGCUCAAAUUGGAAUUGGACCUUGAUGUGGCGGUAGAGAUUAAUGCGAGGAUCCAUGGAGAUUUGACGUUGGCGUUAUUGUGA